Molecule: messenger RNA, 408 nt
Organism: Mixia osmundae IAM 14324
Lineage: Eukaryota; Fungi; Basidiomycota; Mixiomycetes; Mixiales; Mixiaceae
Exons: 5
Coding region: 1-408 (135 amino acids)
Source: RefSeq, a predicted model, not a curated record
AUGCAAGCGCUUCGAUUUCUUGCCAUCGCUCUCCUGUUGGCGCCCGGUUUGGCCCACCCCGACUGGAUCGCAGGCUGGUACCAUGUCACGAUCUACAUCGACGUAGAGGCAAGCCUGUACUCUGCCCUUGCAUCUACGCUCAUGUCUCCGCUGUACGAACGAGCGUAUCUUGUGGAGAUCACGACGACCGAAGAAGUCGUCGGUAGCGUCUAUCCCCUCGUGGACGAGUGUUGCAAGCUCUACUGGCGCCAGGAUCUUUGGAUCUAUCAGCAGGCCAAUCACAUCAUCCUCGGUUCGACCAGGGCACGCCUCGAUUGCUCAAAAUGUGCCAACACCUUUGACCCCAGCAUUGUCAACUGCGCAGCCAUCAAGCCUAGUCCCACGAUCGAGUGGCAAAAGUACCUUUAG